UCGCCUGACUCGGUCCCGUUUUCUCCCAUGAGUUCUUCCGCCCUUUUCUGGGAGGUCUCUGAGGUGUUUGGGUGAAAUGGUAAAGAUCCCAGACUUUGGAUCUGCAGUCCUGGUUUCUAGUCCUCUCUUUAGUCACAAAUGUAUGACGUUGGGCAAGUUCUGUAAACCGCCAUUUCAUCGUCCAUGAACUCGGGCAAUAGGAGCUCAUGGGAUUGCUGAAGGUUAAUUUGGAUGAUGCCUAUAAAGUUCAUAGCACGGUGUCUGUCACAUAUUUAACCCUCAGUAGAUGUUUGUUAAUAUUGCUGUGUUAUUACUUACUAUCCUUUACCGAGCCUAGGUUCUGCCAGGGACUUUGCCCAAAGCAAAACUGUCUUAACAUUCGAAUGCAGGUGGUGGACCAUCAUCAGUGCACCAGAGAGGUUCUUAGUGGUCACAUUAGUACACAAAUCCCAUCAGGAGCUGUCAGGGCAAGAGCUGAAGUUUGGUUCAGCUCAUAGAGCAACAAGUCUUAUGAUUAACCAGGGAGGCCACGUGGUGGGUGGCUUCAGUCUGCAAGUCAAUAAGAAAACUCUCCACGGGCUUUGAACCUUGAGCCCAGUGAUAAGAAAAAAAGCUUGGAUGGAGGAGCCUUCACUUUGGGAGAAAUCUGUGAUCGGGUGGAGCAGCCUGUUUUUCAAACUGCCUUUGAGAGCCUUAUAUAUAAUCUAAUUGAGGACAUGGCGUGGAAAUUCAGCUAUGGAAAAAUCCUCUCACACUAACAAGAAACUUCAAAUAAUCUUUAUCAUAUCGAGCAAUACGGCCAGUGAGCAAAUCCGUAAAUAUAAUCAAGCUACUUAUUUUAUUGUUUAAUCAUCCUCAUUCCCAAACUUCUUAGCUCUUCGCGUGAUUUUCAUUCCUGCUUGUGAAUAAUUGCUGGCAAGUCCACUUAGAUUCCAACAAUAUCAUCACUGCAAUACAGCAAUGGAGAUCAGAAGGUAGAAUAGCUGUAUGGCUGCACAUUCCCAUCCUCCAGAGCCGAUUUAUUGUCCCCGCUGCUUCCCUGGGCUUCUGCUUUCACCAUGCAGAAUCGGAUUCUUCAACGCUGACUCUGUGGCUGGAAGAAGGGCCCAGCAGAUUACCAGGAUAUGCUACACAUCAAGUAGGAGUUGCAGGAGCUGUGUUUGAUGAAAAUACUAGAAAAAUAUUGGUUGUACAAGAUCGAAAUAAAUUGAAAAAUAUGUGGAAGUUUCCAGGAGGCCUGUCAGAGCCUGGAGAAGAUAUUGGAGACACAGCAGUUCGAGAAGUUUUUGAAGAGACUGGUAUAAAAUCAGAAUUCAGGUCCCUCCUGAGUAUUCGACAACAGCACACAAAUCCCGGAGCUUUUGGGAAGUCAGAUAUGUAUAUCAUCUGCCGCCUAAAGCCACAUUCAUUCACCAUAAAUUUUUGCCAGCAUGAAUGCUUAAGAUGUGAGUGGAUGGAUCUCAAUGACCUGGUCAAGGCUGAAAAUACUACUCCCAUCACCAGCAGAGUUGCUAGACUGUUGCUAUAUGGGUACAGAGAAGGGUUUGACAAGAUUGAUCUGACCAUGGAAGAACUUCCAGCAGUUUACACAGGCCUGUUCUAUAAGCUGUAUCACAAGGAACUGCCAGAGAAUUACAAAACUAUGCCAGGAAUGGAUUAAAUUCACAUUUACAUGUUUAACAAAAUUUGUAAGUAAAUUGUACAGGUAGAUUAACUUAUGCCAUAUUAUAAGAUGUAGUGAACAUUUGAGAUUGAUUAAAUAUCUGACUCUAAUUUUCUAAUGUAUAUGAUUUCCAUGAAUAAAAUUUGUUUGUAAAUGUGCACAUUUUAAAAGCCUCUUUUCAAAUAAAGCAAAUG
Messenger RNA from Lemur catta (Ring-tailed lemur), 1857 nucleotides. It is a transcript of the gene NUDT6, whose product is annotated as nudix hydrolase 6. The transcript is spliced from 5 exons. Lineage: Eukaryota; Metazoa; Chordata; Mammalia; Primates; Lemuridae. The record is from RefSeq and is a predicted model, not a curated record. Bases 1217 to 1660 code for a protein of 147 amino acids. Gene Ontology annotation, molecular function: ADP-ribose diphosphatase activity; NAD binding; NADH pyrophosphatase activity.